CCCCAUGCUGUGGGCGGUGCAUGUGGGAUUGACAGAUCAGCCAGUCAAUGGGGUGAUGUCUCGCUCUGUGGAGAAGAUGAUCUACCAUGCCAACUACCAACCCAAGGGCUUAAACUACGACAUUGCGCUAUUGAAGCUUACAGAGCCUCUUACCUUUAAUGGUCUGGUUGAGCCUAUCUGCCUGCCGAACUAUGGGGAGAGAUUUGAGGAGGGGAAGAUGUGCUGGAUCUCUGGGUGGGGUGCCACAGUGGAUGGAGGUGAGUGGGGUCAAAUUCAACACCUGAAUAGAUGUGCAAGCACUCACGCAUACACCACAUUCAUGCAUUCAUGCAGGCACGCACGCACACUCUGUGAUACACCUUUCCUGCCCUUCCUCGUGUGUGUGAGUGUGUCUUUCCAGGGGAGACCAGUGUGUCCAUGCACUCUGCCCAGGUCCCUGUGCUCUCCAGCAGGGACUGCAGUGGACCAGUGUACCAGGGUGCCAUCUCCCCUUGGAUUGUCUGUGCAGGCUACCUAGAGGGGGGCAAAGACUCUUGCCAGGGGGAUAGCGGAGGCCCUCUGGCCUGUGAGGACUCGUCAGUGUGGAAGCUGGCGGGGGCCACUAGCUGGGGCUACGGCUGUGCUGAGAGGAACAAGCCGGCCGCUUACACUCUCAUCCCCCACGCUCUGACCUGGAUCCACCAGCAGAUGGAGAAAGAAGAGGCACUGAGCCCUUGAUCCCCAAAGGAUACAGUAGCUGACAUACUUAGAGGACUUUACUCAGACACUAUUUAUUUGUUCUUAAGCACCACAAUGAAUGGACACAAUCGGAGGAUGAGCAAUAGCUCUAUUUUAAAGUGAGAGAAACAAGAUGGAGGGAAAUGGUGGAUGAUAAAUGGAGGACUGGGGAGAUGAACUAGGGCCAGGACUCAAACGGGCAGCGGAAGAUCCCCGUUGUAGCAAGGUUGACAUUAAAAGGUCAUUUCUGAUUGAUCCGACAUCUGCAGCGUUUACUUUGAAUGCAAUCUCCACGACCGUGGUAACAUCGCCUGUAAGUGGUGCAUUGCCAAAAAGGGUGAUCAGAUUGAAUCCUGGCCUAAACUUGGUCUCAGAAUGUCGACAUCUCCAUUGUGAGCUCCUUUAAUCUCUACACACCAAACUGUGCAUCUAGACAAAGGGAAUAGUUGUAACAUGUAUUGUGUAUAGUAUACGUUGUAUAUCAUUAUAUAGCAGAUGUGUUUUUAGAGAAAUAUGGUACGGAGGA
Molecule: messenger RNA, 1243 nt
Organism: Coregonus clupeaformis (lake whitefish)
Lineage: Eukaryota; Metazoa; Chordata; Actinopteri; Salmoniformes; Salmonidae
Product: transmembrane protease serine 3-like
Exons: 4
Coding region: 418-717 (99 amino acids)
Biological process (GO): proteolysis
Molecular function (GO): serine-type endopeptidase activity
Source: RefSeq, a predicted model, not a curated record